Syngnathus typhle (broad-nosed pipefish) is the source of this 2297-nucleotide messenger RNA. It is a transcript of the gene gpr183a, whose product is annotated as G protein-coupled receptor 183a. Lineage: Eukaryota; Metazoa; Chordata; Actinopteri; Syngnathiformes; Syngnathidae. The record is from RefSeq and is a predicted model, not a curated record. Gene Ontology annotation, biological process: G protein-coupled receptor signaling pathway. Bases 135 to 1250 code for a protein of 371 amino acids. The transcript has 2 exons. Gene Ontology annotation, molecular function: G protein-coupled receptor activity; oxysterol binding. Gene Ontology annotation, cellular component: membrane.
CAGCAAAUCAGCAUGUCUUGUUUUGUGCAUGUGGCGCGCAGGAGGGCCAAGCGAAAGGGAAGCCCUCUCGUUGGGUGCCAUGUGCGGUGGAGCCAAAGAAGAAACCGCUCAACUUUGAGAAUCACAACCCCAAGAUGGGAUCCCCCGCUUCUCCUGUGAUGGAUGACCACAACGGCUCCACUUGCGAUACCCUGUACGCCCACAGGAGCUACGCGCGUGUUUUCAUGCCACUCGUCUACUGUGUGGUCUUCCUGGUGGGCCUGCUAGGCAACGCCUUAGCACUGCACGUCAUCCGCCCCAACUUGAAAAAGAUGAACUCCACCACCUUGUAUUCGCUCAACCUGGUGAUUUCGGACAUCCUCUUCACGCUGUCACUUCCUGUGAGGAUCACAUAUUACGCGCUGGGCUUCCACUGGCCCAUGAGUGAGGCUCUGUGCAAAAUCUCAGGCCUCAUCUUCUACAUAAACACCUACGCAGGUGUCAACUUCAUGACCUGCCUGAGCAUUGACCGCUUCAUCGCCGUCGUCCUCCCCCUGCGCUUUUCCCGGCUGCGCAAUGUUCGCAACGUGCGCUACAUCUGUGUCGCCGUGUGGCUGUUGGUCCUGGUCCAGACCCUCCCGCUUCUCGGUAUGCCAAUGACCAACGACGAACCGGACGGCUUCAUCACCUGUAUGGAAUACCCGAAUUUUGAGAAGGUAGACCACAUUGCCACCAUCCUAAUCGGCGGCGUCUUCCUCGGUUACGUCAUCCCCGUAAUAACCAUCUUGGUGUGCUAUUCCAUCCUUUGCUCCAAACUCCACUCCACGGCGAAGGCCAACCACUUGACCGAAAAGUCAGGGCGCAGCCGUAAGGCCAUUGGUGUCAUCUGUUGCGUGUCCCUGGUCUUCGUAGUCUGCUACAGUCCCUAUCACAUCAACAUCCUGCAGUACAUGGUCCGAAAACUCGUGUCCAGCCCGGACUGCGCCGACCUCACCGCUUUUCAGGUGUCGCUGCACAUCACGGUGUGUCUGAUGAACCUCAACGCCUGCUUGGACCCCUUUGUUUACUUCUUCGCCUGCAAAGGUUACAAGAGGAAACUCCUGAAGCUGCUGAAGCUGGAUGUCAGCAUAUCUAUCUCUAGCGUUGCCAGAACUUCACCCGAAAUCUCUUCCAAGGACAUUAUUGAAGGCAACAAGAUCCCGCUCAGCGGUUCCGCUUUGGGCUCAACCAAAGAGCGUCUGAUGGAGAGGAGACCGCAGCUGUACGUGUAAACAAGAAUAAUGGCGGGAUCCGAGCAAAGACUUUUCAGGCCAUAGUCGUCCGAUAUCCACGAGGAGUUUUUAAGGUGUCAUCAUGGGCAACAGAUGUUUUGUGAACAGCUUAGAACUUUGAUGGUUUACCUCUCAAGAACAUCCCUGUGAAAAGUUGUGCAAUGACAGCAACGAGUAAACAUUGUAAGAACAUCGACCAACUUCAGGCUGUGAACUCUUUGCCAGUAUUACCGUAUUUUCCGCACUAUGAGGCGCACCGGAUUAUAAGGCGCACCUUCAUUGAAUGGCCCAUUUUAAAACUUUGCCCAUAUAUAAAGAUAUAUACAUUUGGCCCGCGGGCCAGACUUUGGACACGCCUGCUGUAGUGGCUAAAUAUUGGUGCAUAUAUAAGGCGCACCUGAUUGUAAGGCGCACUGUUGGCUUUUGAGAAAAUUGGAGGUUUUUAGGUGCGCCUUAUAGUGGGGAAAAUACGGUACUUAAUUUUUGAAUUUUUACCUGCAACUUCCAGAAGUAUGAACAUUUAAAACUGUAAUUAGCAAUUUUCACGUAGUAUGAUCAUAUUCACCGCCACACAGUAUUAGCUGACCAUGUAGUACAUUCCAUAGCAACAGACUGGAGAAAAAUGGUGAAGAAGAGAUCAAAUGCAUUACAGACGUAAAAAUCGGAGGAUUGACAAUCUUGGUGAUGGUGAUACGUUUUCAUUGACAAAGCGGACCGGGGAAAACCUUUGGACAUAUUUCACGCUCUAUAUACGACUAGAUGGAAUAUGAAGCCAAGAUAUGAUAUAAUAUUGACGAUUUAAAGAGAAAGUUGACACGACAAAUGUUUUGAGUAUGCGGGAUUACUAUCGUCUUUCGAUAGUUUCGAAGUGAAUUUAGUGAGAUGUUGCUUUCUAAUUGAGAGAGUGGAUGUGGUUAUCGCGACAUAAUUUUACUGUAGGUGUUAGCACGCAGCUAGAGCCAAAACACUCUCUUCAUGUAUAUUUGCUAUUGUGAAUUGAAAAAAAGCCUGUUCAACAACUUUGGAAAUAAAGUUAUGACAAGCCUG